GUUCCACACAUUAAACUGCUUCAAUGGAAACCACAACUGACCACAAUUCAUCAACUUCUCCUGACUAUACUGUGCCAAUUAUCAAUGUUCAUGCUGACAACUUCAAAUCCUUAUGGCCAUCCAUACUUCUUGCUAUCAGAGGAUCCACUUUCCUUGCACUCGACACUGAGAUGAGUGGCUUAGGGGACCGAAAAUCUUUAUUAGCCAAAUGUGUCGAAGAGCGAUACAAAGCAAUGAGCAGUGCGGCUCGAUCACGUUCCGUCCUCUCAUUUGGACUCUCCUGCUUCAAGCUGCAACAAGUGGAAACGGUUGAUCAGACUGACAAGAAGAACCGCGGCUCGGAGGAGGAGGUCCACGGAACUAAGAAAGUGAAGGAAUGGAAAUACGUUGUCCAAAACUACGACAUUGCCCUUCUGUGUUUCGAUGAGUAUGUGGUGGAACCACGGUCAAUGCAGUUCCUCAUAGACCAUGGCUUUGAUUUCAACAGACAAUUCUCAAAAGGUUCUCAGUAUUAUCGUGGUAAUGAUAGAGAUCACCAUGAUAUCAGUCGACCGUCAGUAAGGGAUCUUUUCAAUGAAAUUCUUCUCUCCAAUGUGCCGAUAGUCUUACACAACGGCAUCAUUGAUUUGGUAUUCUUGCAUCAGAAUUUCUACUGUGAUCUGCCGCUGAAGUUCAACACUUUCGUCUCAAAUCUAUCUGAAAUGUUUUCAGCUGGAAUCUUUGACACAAAAUAUCUCAUUGAAUAUGUAAUGAGAAUGUCGGCUUCGUAUUUGCUUUAUGUUUUCAAGAAAUGUGUUCGUGAUAACAACAAAAGCAGCAUACACGUUAACGACAGCUUCGUAUCGACAUCUUUCUUCAACUACCAGAACAAAUGUUCCGAUGUGACUUACAGUUAUUUUGGAUGGCAGAAGAGAAACUCUUCAGAUAUAACACAGAAACUCAGCAAGACUGCCUGCGAAAUGUUUGCCGCACAUGGUUGGUGCCGCAGUGGGCGUAAGUGUACGAAAAGUCAUGAUGUGGAUUUGAUCCUGGAUCUUGACGAACACAAUCUGUUGAAGAUCGAGGUGAAAAAGAAGAGGAAGCGUGAGCGGAAACAGAAGAAACGCUUGGCUUCUGUGCUUCUUGCGACAAAAAACAUGGCAUCGGACGAGGAAGACGCAUCACCUGCAAAACACGUGCGGCCAUCUGACGGCGGCAACAGGGAAGGUUUGUCGGAUGCUAGUGACUGUGAUAACGGGAGUUCAAGAGUCUCUGAAGAACUAAGCAACGGCAGUUCAUCGCAUACAAUGGACAUUGAUGACAUGGUAACGACAACAGCAGUGACAACAACAUCAACAACAACGUCAUUGACAUCAACAACAACUACAGCAGCAACAACAACAAGUAACAAUCCACACCAUCAAAUCAACGGUGAACUGGAAGAAAGUCUACAACAUGAUUCCAGACAGUCUUCACCUGAUAUGUUAGAGGAAAUAAAAGCAAUUACCGAUUCUCUCACAAGUAGCGCUGUCCCCAAAGAUGAAAAGCUGGGUAGUUCUCACAGCAUGGAAUCCACAAAAAAUACAAAAUCAGCCCCAUGUGGACAUUCGUCUGGGUUUGACGCUUUCAUGACUGGUUUCAUAUUUUCGGUUGCCGUUGCUAAGUUUGGUGAGGUGGAUGUAAAAGACUGUAAAUUAGUUUUGACCGGUGGUCAGAUCAGACACUGGUUGAAUAAAGUGUUCCUUAGCAACAAGGACGUUCCAUUGUCGGUGUGUAAAAGUAAAUUCUCUCAGUGCUCCAACUUCCACAGAGAUAAAUACCGUUCUCUCAGAUCAAAUUCCAAAACAUAAGCUGUUAAGAACUUUGUAAAUAACUCAAUAUAUCCAGAUCUAGAACUUCUGGAAACAAGGGUGGUGUGUGUGCGUGUGCUUAUGUGUGUAUUUGUGUGUUUGGAUAUUUGUAUAUGUAUUUCUUUUCACUUGCUGGAUCCAGAGGAAGGGGCAGUGCCCAUGGCCUCCCCAAGGGUCUUCCAAACCAGUGAUUUUGAUGCCAGCAAUGUGUUGUUUAAAUUGUUGUACAGCAACACCUGCUUGGCAGACAUGAGCAGGGAAUGAAUUUCAGAGGUCUGACAUUUUAGGAAGGAAGAACUGAGCUUAGUGAUUAGUGCAGGGCCUGGGGAUUUGAACACAAGUGUGAUAAGAAAAGAGAUGAAUGGGUUGGCAGAAGACUCAGCUGCUACACAUGCGAUAGUAAAGGUCAUCUGAGGUCCUCUUUUUUUUUAAACUUGCUGUGUCUGGGGGAAGAAAAAGUGCGCAUAGCUUUUGUGGGUCUGACAUUCUAGGAAAGAACUGAGAUUAGUGAUUAGUGCAGGGCGUUAGGAUUUGAACACAACAAGUGUGAUAAGAAAAGAGAUAAAUGGGAUGGCAGAAGACCCAGUUGCUACACAUGUGAUAGUAAAAGUCAUCUGAUGUCCUCUUUUUAUAAAACUUGCUGUGUCUGGCGGAAAGGGAAGUGCCCAUAUCCUUUGUAGGCCCUCCCCCAGGCCAGUGAGUUUGAUGCUGUUAAUGUUUUGCUUUAAGUGUAAUAGGAGCUCAGGAUCUGCAGGAAAAGAAUACCAGAAGGCUGAUAUCUUGGGAAUGUAAGAUUGGGCUUAGUGAUUAGUGCAGGUACAUCCUGGUGGGAUUGGACACAAGGGUGAUGUGAGGAAGACAGGCUAGUAGGUCAGGAAACCUGAGUAGCUGGAAGUGGCAUGCACCCAGCCAUUUCUGAGGAGCAGUGGCCAUUGUAAUGACAGUAGAAAAGACAGAGAGAGAGAGAGAGAGAGAGAGGACACAGCAUGCUUGAGGGCCUGAAGCUGGAGAAUGUCUGAGUGACUUUAUUCUAAUCAGUCAGGUGACCAUUUUUGGGAUGCAUUCUGGGAUGUCUAUGUGUGCAGUAGCAUCAUCAUCCCAGGUGUGAAAGCAAUACUCCAUUGUGGGGCUAAAGUACCUUCUGACCCCCUGAAGAGACGGGCCAGUCAUUGGGAUGCAGAUCCUAGCUACCUUAACAAUGUACUUUGGCACUGUUAACAUAGAAUGUGUGUCUUUGUUAGUAAUAUGUAUGUGUGUGUUUAUGCAUGCUAUGAUAAUGAGCGUGUGUGCAUGUUUGCAUGGUAUCCAUAUACAUUUGUGUGUGUAGGUUUAUAUAUAUAUAUGUGUGUGUGUGUAUACACACAUAUGUAUGUUUAUAUAUAUAGAUCAGAAUUAAAUUACAAAUAUUUUUAAACAUACUGCUAACUUUUGUUAUUUUUUAAUUGGUUUGUUGUUGUUAUUAUUAUAAAAGAAAACAUUAUUCCACCAAGGUUGAUAUUGUUUUUCAUCCUUUUGGGGUCAAUAAAAUAAGUACCAGUUAUGUACUGGGGUGUAUGUAAUCGACUAGCCCCUUCUCUCAAAAUUUCAGGCCUCAUGCCUGUAAUAGAAUGGAUUAUUAUUAUUAAUAAUAAAGCGAGCUGGCAGAAUUGUUAUCACACUGGACAAAAUAUUUCGUGGUAUCUCUUCUGGCUUCACGUACUGAGUUCAAAUGCCGCUGAGGCCAACUUUGUCUUUUAUCCUUUCAGGGGCGAUAAAGUGAGUACCUGUUGUUUACUGGAGUAUAUGUAAUUGACUCACCUCUCCCAAAAUUUCAGGCCUUGUGCCUAUUGUUGAAAGAACUAUUGCCUCCACCUUCACAAAGGCAGAGGUAUUGUUUUCAGUUGUGUUUGUUUGUUUGUUUGUCUAUGGACAAGAUAUCUCAAGAACUGCUGGAUGGAUUCAGAUGAAACUUUCAGGGAUGUUUGGCCUCGUGACUGGCACAAACUGAUUAGAUUUUGAGAUCAAUCCAGGAUUUGGAUUAUUUUGGGAUCGGACAAAAGUCCUGGAUUAUUUUUCUUGUUUUUUUUUUUAACUUAAUUUUUGAGAGUGGUCAGGUUCAUUUUUAGUAUUCUCGUUUGUGAGAGCAGUUGAGUUUAUUUCAGAUAUUCUCAUUUUAAAAAUCAUCUCCAGCUAAUCAUUGAGAGGAUGUUGGUGUUGCCUUGGCGGAGGUUUGCACUCUCUGAGUGCUCUUGUUAUUAUUAUUAUUAUGAAGGUGGCAAUCUGGCAGAAUCAUUAGAGCACUGAACUAAAUGCUUGCUGACAUUUCUUCUGUCUUUAUGUUCUAAGUUCAAAUUCCACUGAGGUUGAUGUUAUCUUUGUCUUUUUCUUUUUUUUUUUUUGUGGCAGUGUUGGGGGAGCUUAUUAUUGACUAUUAAAUGAAAAGCCAGGCUGAUUUGAUCUCCACAAAUUAUUGUUAAAAGCUCCUUUUGUCCACUUUAAUUUUGGUCACUUACAUCUUUCUGGGAUCUACAAAAUACUCAUCACCUACAGGCUGUUGUUCCGUAUAAACUCAGAGCAUAACAGCAGAUGAAAUGCCCACUAAGCAUUUCACCUGGUGUGCUAACAAUUCUGCCAGCUUACUGCCUUAAAGCUAUGAGAUAAUGCAUGAUUAAUUAAAUGCAAUGUGAAUAAAAAAGCAUUACAUUUUACAAGAAUUUGAAUGCUAAAGGGUUAAAACUGCUCUUAACAGUUGAGUGUCAGUUCCAUCUCAUUUGGAUUCCAGUUUUUUGGUAAGUAUCCAGGCUGUUGUUCCAUAUAAAAGGACUGAUUGUACUGUUGCAUAGAAAAAAUUCCUCUUAAGGUUGUCUGGCAAGGUUGGUUGAGCAAUAAAAAUGAAUAAGAAGGACAAAGUUUGCAUAAUGAUUGAUGACAAUUAUUUAUUGUUUAAACACAAGGAACAACAAAAAAAAAAAAAUAAGAAACGAUUAACGUAAAAAAAAGUAACAGAGAAGAAAACAAGCUAAAAAAAAAACAGUGUAUGUAACAAUUUUUACGAUGGUUGGAUAUCGUGCACAAACAGAAAUUAUUCACAGAUGAAGAAUGUUUGAAGAGGUUUUAAAGGGAGAUAAACUAGGUUUCAUUAGGAUGACCUUUUCUUUUUCUCUGUUGAGAAGAGAGAGAGACAAAAUCAUUAGAAAUAUUCUCGUUUCUUUUUUUAUAGAUUAAAAAACAAU
Messenger RNA from Octopus bimaculoides (California two-spot octopus), 5041 nucleotides. Its product is annotated as target of EGR1 protein 1. Gene Ontology annotation, biological process: snRNA 3'-end processing. NCBI's taxonomy places the organism in Eukaryota, Metazoa, Mollusca, Cephalopoda, Octopoda, Octopodidae. The record is from RefSeq and is a predicted model, not a curated record. Gene Ontology annotation, cellular component: Cajal body. Gene Ontology annotation, molecular function: snRNA binding; 3'-5'-RNA exonuclease activity; metal ion binding.